Molecule: messenger RNA, 2864 nt
Organism: Paramisgurnus dabryanus
Lineage: Eukaryota; Metazoa; Chordata; Actinopteri; Cypriniformes; Cobitidae
Gene: fkbp16
Product: FKBP prolyl isomerase 16
Biological process (GO): protein folding; negative regulation of apoptotic process
Cellular component (GO): cytosol; endomembrane system; mitochondrial envelope
Molecular function (GO): protein folding chaperone; protein binding; peptidyl-prolyl cis-trans isomerase activity
Source: RefSeq, a predicted model, not a curated record
GACCAUUUCUUGUUUUCUUUGACAUUUGAAAACCAGGAGAGAAAUAGCAGAAUUACUGCAAAGACAUUAAAAGAAGAACCCAUUUUGAAAAGCUGCAGGAAAUGGAUGAGCCACAGAUGGAUUAUUUAUCAUGCAGCAGUGCAUUUCUAUAAGCAUUCUAUUUGAGUCUAUGGGAACACUGUUCUUUGGUAAAUACUACACAUUGUCGAUAAUGGAUGCAGGUGUUGGACUUGGCUGUCGAGGAGAACAAACAUAAUUUUGUUUUUUGUGCAUGCUAGGAAGACCCUCAACGCUUUUAGAAAGAGAUAUAUGGUAUCCCUAUCACCGCAAGAAGACAUGGAACCAGAGGCUGGAGAACCACAGGAGCAGUCUUUGAAGUCAUUUGCAGAAUCAGUUAGACAUGCCGUUCCAGAGAUUGGGGAAAAAGAGGAUCCUAGGUGUGAAGAAACUAGUCAGCAGUCCUGGCAGAUGCUUGAGGAGCCAAUCAUAAAGCUGCAGAGAAUGAAAGUCACAGGAAAGGAGGUUGAGAAUACAGCAAUGGAAGACAAAGAGGAUGAUGAUGGCAUUGAGAAGAAAGAUAAAAAAGAGACAGAAGAAAUAAGAGAGAUAAAUUAUACUGAAAACAUAAGCACAAGGGUCACAGAUGAACCCAUCACCUCAAACACAAACUUCACAACACCUGAGACCAAAGAAUCAGACACAGAGGGAAAUCGAAAACUGACAAAGACUCCCAGCUUUGGGAAAACAGUUCGCUUUAAGGAAAUUGAGGAAGUGGAGGAAAAGCGUGACUCAUGGGACAGUCUUUUCCCAGAAUAUGAGGUGGAAGAGUGGACCACCACAAGCUUUGAAGAGCUGUUUCUGGCAAAGGACUGGGUGGACAUUACAGAUGACCGUCUGCUGAGGAAGAAGGUGUUACAACCCAACCCUGACGACGCCCUGACCCCUGCUUGGGGUCAAGAGGUCACACUGAAAAUGCAGGCUGUGCUAGAGGAUAGGACUGUGGUUGAAAAAGACUGCAAGCUGGUCUUCGUUAUCGGAGAGGGAGAUGUCAACCAGGCUCUGGAAGAGUGCGCCAUUUCAAUGAAGUUGGGGGAGAUUGCUUUAAUGCUUGCAGAUUCACAGUACACCUACGGACUGCUAGGAAGGGAUCCUGAUAUACCAGCAUGGGCUCCUCUCCUCUAUCAGUUGCAACUUCUGGACUUCAGAGACAAACAAGACCCGCUUUCACUGCCAAUUCCCGACCGGAUUCGCAUCGCCAACCAGAAACGAGAGCGAGGAAAUUUUUACUUCCAGAGGGAAGAAUACAGUAUGGCAGCACAGGCUUACUGUAUGGCUCUGGAUGUGCUAAUGACACAUUAUGAAGGUGAAAACUGCGUAGCAGAUGAAGAGGAGGUCAGUGAAUACCGAGUGAAAUGUCUGAAUAACUUGGCAGCAGCACAGUUGAAGCUUGGACAGUUUGAGGAGGCCCUGCACACAAGUCAAGAUGUUCUCUUUCUCAAUCCCAACAAUGUCAAAGCACUAUUCAGAAAAGGAAAGCUUUUAUCAGAUAAGGGCGAGUAUGAGGAGGCCAUGGAGACCCUGAAAAAAGCUUUGAAACUGGAGCCGUCCACUAAGGCCAUACACGCCGAGCUGUCAAAGUUGGUAAAAAGACAGGCAGGAGAAAAUGAGAUUCAGAACUGGGAAGCUAAACCAGCUCAACUGCUUGGGGAAAACAUAGCACCCUUUUUAACACCUACACCCAAAAAGAAGCUGACUGGAAUUUCUUGGAAGUUUCUGCUUGGAGCUCUGGUGGUGGCCUUGGGCAGUUUAGUCAUAUCUGUGGUCCUGACCGCACAGAACUAACUCUUUUGACCUACAUGCAAAUGAACUAAAAGUCUCACAAACACACAUUCCAGAAAAUGCCAAGAGAUGAGGAGAAAAAAAAACAAGAGACUGCUGGCACCCCAACUAAAACAAAGCAGAAUGUGUGAACAAAAAAGAGAAAGCAAGUAAUAUAUUUAAAAUGAAAGCACAAUUUACCACAAAAAUCUGAAUAUGAUCAAAUACAAAAUAUGUUCUGAUCAAUCAGUAUCUACCAAAAUUCAGUAAACAAACAGGCAUCACAAAACAUUACAGUUGUGUAAUUUUAGAGGAGUACGGUUCAGUUUUUAUCUGUCAAUCUUUAUGUGUGAGUUCUCUACUGCUGGUAAACAGUGGGCGUGAUGACACUUCAUCUUGUAUAAAUGAGCCCACAUUUCCCAUUGCAGUUAAACCUGCCAUCAGUGAAGUGGAACCGCAUCCUGUGUGUACUGUAUCCUCAGUGCUAACCUACACAAAUACUCCUGAUCCACUCCGGAGUUUAGUUUACUAUGUGUGAGCAUUAUCUCUCUUUUCUAACUCCUUGACACUCCUGUAAACAAACUAGUGACUCAUCUGUCCUAAGGAUUUACAGGAAUACUAUGCUGAUGAAUCUAUUACUGCCUCUCUCUUACCCAACCCAGUUAGUGUCGACAUAUUAGAAGACUGUUUUUCACAUGUUUUUUGGCAUGCAGGGGACACGCUGCUUUAUCACUGAUGCAGGUAUUAUAUCUUACAAAUUAGUUUCUUUCAUCAGAUAAGAUCAGGGCACACUCACACUAUUCACUUGAUCCAUGAUCACGCUUUUGUUAGAGAUCUUCCUCAUGUUGCACUGCACUUGUAUCAAAUUUCCACCUGUUAUUAUAUAUACACACUUGUCCUCAAAGUUGAUGUGUUAGAAGCAGGAAAAACAGGCAAAUGUAAGGAUCUGAGUGACUUUGACAAAGGCCAAGUUGUGAUGGCUAGACGACUGGGUCAGAGCAUCUCCAAACCGGAGCUCUUGUGGGGUGUUCCCGGUCUGCAGUAGU